GUCCGCAGUCUCUGGUCAUCCCCUGUACUAUGCCCGCAGUCUCUUGUCAUCUCCUGUACUAUGUCCGCAGUCUCUGGUCAUCUCCUGUACUAUGUCCGCAGUCUCUGGUCAUCUCCUGUACCUCGUCUGCAGUCUCUGGUCAUCUCCUGUACCAUGUCCGCAGUCUCUGGUCAUCUCCUGUACCUCGUCUGCAGUCUCUGGUCAUCUCCUGUACCAUGUCCGCUCUCUGUAUCUCCAUGUCCGCAGUCUCUGGUCAUCUCCUGUACUAUGUCUGCAGUCUCUGGUCAUCUCCUAUACUGUGUCCGCAGUCUCUGGUCAUCUCCUGUACUAUGUCCUAGUCUUGGUCAUCUCCUAUACUGUGUCCGCAGUCUCUGGUCAUCUCCUAUACUAUGUCCGCAGUCUUGGUCAUCUCCUAUACUGUGUCCGCAGUCUCUGGUCAUCUCCUGUACUAUGUCCGCAGUGCUGGUCAUCUCCUGUCUCUGUCCGCAGUCUCUGGUCAUCUCCUGUACUAUGUCCACAGUCUCUGGUCAUCUCCUGUACUAUAUCUGCAGUCUCUGGUCAUUUCCU
This is a messenger RNA of Staurois parvus, 567 nucleotides long. The record is from the annotation of a GenBank genome assembly. NCBI's taxonomy places the organism in Eukaryota, Metazoa, Chordata, Amphibia, Anura, Ranidae.